Dibothriocephalus latus is the source of this 1041-nucleotide messenger RNA. Lineage: Eukaryota; Metazoa; Platyhelminthes; Cestoda; Diphyllobothriidea; Diphyllobothriidae. The record is from the annotation of a GenBank genome assembly.
AUGUUAUUCAAGGCAGGUGUGGUUUCGGCUCUGCUGGCAUUCACCAGCCUCACCGGCUUUGAGGCUCGACCGACUUUAGUCCUUCCAAAUGUUUUACAGGAGGCAGCUGAAGGGAGUCUCGGGGAUAUCUCACCAGAUCUGGGAGUGGAGGGCGAGGAAACGGAAGGUCCGAUAGAAGUCAAUACGUUGACGGAUUUCCAACCGACAGACUCUGCCGAGGAGAGUGUUCUAGAUGCAGAAGAAUCUCGUGUCAAGCCUUCUCUGCGUUUUUUGUUUCCGCUUGGUCUUCGUAUUCCCUUCUUUCCACGUAUUCCUUUGUUUCCUCGUAUUCCUUCUUUUCGUCCGCCUCUUCGAGUGCCUGGUUUUAGUCCGCGGCCUAUUCCUCUGCCACUGCCUGUUCCUCGUCCACUGCGUCUGCCUGGCCCUCGUCCACUGCCUCUGCCCUUUUCACUGUUUGGUCUUCGUCCACGGCCAAUUCCUCGUCCGGUCUUUCAUCCUCGACAAGGCCUCCUCCUUCCACCUCUUCUUGCUGCCUUAUUAGGUCCUGCGAUUGUGUACCAACAAGCGGAAAACCCAUCCAAGGAUGACAACUCGACGAAUUUCGAUCUUCCAAAUCUCCCGGACAUACCGGACCUGUCGGGCAUGCUGGGCGUAACCGAAAACCCAUCGCAGGAUAAUGUCAUAACGAAUGUCGAGAGUAGCACCCCUUCAUCCCGGUGUCUAUACUGCCUGCCUUACUCAUUUUCUACUGGUGCUUGUGUCCCCAUCCCCCUCCUCCUACUCAAAAUUCGAUCCCUGUUGAUUCUGAUUCUUCUUCUCCAUCUGAAACUACUUCUACAACUACCCCUUCCUCUCCUCGCGUUAAACAAUGACGUGGAGGACGCUCUCAGUGGAUGCCCCAUUAAUUAUGACAAUAAAUUUGCCAUUUUCAUUGUUGAAGGUUUUCCUCCUCAAAAUAAUGAGAAGCUGCUUCAUCUGUUUCCUGAAUCAUUCUCUUUUAUAAUUUUGCUUUCCCACUUCGCCGCUAUGUCCACGCUCUAA